Messenger RNA from Puntigrus tetrazona (Sumatra barb), 1063 nucleotides. It is a transcript of the gene c6h1orf159, whose product is annotated as chromosome 6 C1orf159 homolog. The transcript is spliced from 9 exons. The record is from RefSeq and is a predicted model, not a curated record. Lineage: Eukaryota; Metazoa; Chordata; Actinopteri; Cypriniformes; Cyprinidae. The coding region runs from base 95 to 667 and encodes 190 amino acids.
CAGUGCGGUUUAUUUUAUUGAUCAGGAAGUGAAGUACCGUUGAGAACAGAUUUGUGACACAUUAAAACUUGCGCUUAACAGGAGUAAUCUCAUCAUGAGUAGAGUCUACUACAUCCUCAGUGCUGCUCUUUUUGUGUUAGAAAUUCCAGAGACCAAGGCACUGCUAGAAAACUCCAAUGACUGUUGUGAAAGAAUAAAGAGAAUGAAUGAAACCUGUGCGAAUAUUACACUCUGUGACUCUGGGCUCCUUCCAGUUCAGGAAAACAGUACAACAUUUUGUGUGUCCUGUGACUCAACGGAGCAGGGGAAUUCAACUUUACUUAACAAUACAAAGACUAGUCACAUUGUAGUACCUGUAAUCACAGUGAUUGGUGGUCCAGGGAUAGCAGCUUCUGUCCUUCUAGGAACUCUACUGAUCAGCCUGGGCCUCAUCCUCUCAGUUGCAUCUUUCUUUUACCUUAAGCGUUCCAACCGCCUCCCUGGUGUCUUCUACAGGCGCAAUAAGGCUUUUAUAUUCCAACCAAGUGAAACGGCUGUCAUGAUUCCUGAAGCUACAUCUUCAGUUCGCAAGCCAAGAUAUGUGAGGAGGGAAAGGCCAUCAGCAACAUCAGCAUCCAGCAGUGCUACUGUGGCCACAGGGGCAGUAACCAAGGUGUACAAUGUGUGACCAGCCUCCAAGGGCCAGCUAUGAGCCCCCUUUUAAAACACUAGUCUGUCCUAUAGCACUGUUUUCUUAUAGGAUUUCCUUUUUUGGUGAAAUUUUCCUUUGUAGGCUACAUGAAGAACGAUAUGUCUUGAUGUAGACUUUAUCUUGGAAACCUUUUCUUUUCACGGAAGCCAGUUAUUUAUUUCUAUUUAUAUAUUUUUCACAUAAUACGUUGUUCUUUUUUUUUUUUUUUUUUAAGAGACCAGGUGUUGCACUACUAGAGUAUUUUUGAUUGUUAAGCUAUAAUUCAGUGUAGUAAGUUGUUUUUUCAAUGAAUUUUGUAAUGUUUAUAUUUAUUACCAGUAUUUUUGUGUAAUAUUGUACUUUUGAAUCUUGUGACAUUGAAACUAGGAUCCC